GAUCCCCCUCCCGGGUGAUUGACAGCUGGGUCUUGUUUCCAGCGGAAACCCGGGACACGCGCGCUGAAGCAGGAAUGACGCGUCUUUGAAAAUGAUUGUUUCAUCUAAAAGUACUUUGGUAACUUCGCACAGUUAGUGGUGAAGAGGAUCUCUGUCUGAGUCGGGGGAAGAAAGCUCCGAGGAAUGCCGGGAAAGGAAACCAGCCGGCCCUACCGCGAGUUCAACGAUGAUGAGGAGGACGAGGGCAACGCUCAGUCUCAGGACUCUUUUGAUGACACCAUUGAAGACCGGGGACCGGACUUGCCCAACGGCAGCAUCACGCCAGAUGACGACCGGGGGGGGAGCAGCCCACCCAUGAGAUUCAGUAAAACCUGCGUGAAAAACGUGUUCACGGUGGUGCUGAUCUUCAUCUACCUGCUGCUGACGGCCGUGGCCGUCUUCCUGGCCUACCAGACCAUCUCCGACUUCCUGGAGAAGCUCAGCCAGCCCGUCAUGUCGGUCACCUACCAAGAAGUGGACUCGUUUUCAAGGCCCGGAAUCGCUCUGUACCCCGGCAACGCUCAGCUGCUGAGCUGCAGACACCACUACCACGACUACAUCCCCCCUCUGCUGCACCCCGGCCAGCCCGAGGAGGGAGACUGUGAGAUCACACAAGUGAGCUACAUCGGCCCGUUCUCCAAUCGGACCGAGAAGCUGGCCGUCGUGGUCCAGGGCCCGUCUGACGUCAGAAACAAAGAGCUGGUCUUCAUGCAGUUCAGUCAGAAUGAAACGCAGGAGGACUUCAGCGCCAUCACUUACAUGCUUUUUGCUAAGUUUAGUGACUUGACUGACAGCACAAACAAGUCCGAGUUCAUGAGGGACUGUGAGAGGAACUACUCCACCUGGACCUUCUCGGGCGGAUUCAGGACCUGGGUCAAAAUGUCUUUCGUGAAAACAUCGGGAAAAAGUAACGAAGCCGUUGAGUUUCGGCAAGAGUCUGCUGUUGUGAAAUUCAACGAUAAAAGGCCUGAAGCAGAACAAACCAACCAGCUGUUUUUCGCUGUCUUUGAAUGGCGGGAUCCUUUUAUGCAGGAAAUCAGAGUGAUAGUGACUGCGAAUCCCUGGAGCUCCAUAGCCAUCCUCUGCGGGGUCUUCAUGGCUCUCUUCAAAGCUGCUAAUUUUGCAAAACUCACCAUCAAAUGGAUUAUUACGAUGCGUAAGAGGCACCUGAAGUACAAAGCAAGGGAGCUGAACCAAAUAAACUGAAACACUUUCCAGAAAAACACACACGCUGACAGAUAAGGGACAAACAAUACAAGGUGUUUUAUUUCACACUGAAUUCAUUUCCUACACUAAGUAAUCAUUGAUGAGAAUGAUUAGCACUAAGGGAACAUUUGCCAGAAUGUAAUAUUUGAUAGAUUUUAUUGCUUCCAUUCCCAGAUAACAUAGAGGAAUAAGUGUAAUGAUUAGUCAGUUGUUUGAUUUAAAGGGCACAUAAAGUGGUCAUUGUAUUUCAAAAGGAUAUACACUUAAACAUUCCACCUUUGUGAGGGUCACCAUAGUUCCCCCUUUUAUUCCCCCUUUUAACUGGGUUUGGGACCGGGGCAUUGAGGUGACUCAACUGACUUUACCCAGACAAAAAUUCAGUGUGUUGUGGAAACAGAAACAUGUCACUGACAGCUGGAAAAUUUUAAAAGCUUACUUUUACAAUAUAUUUAGCAUGUAAAACUCUGACAAUGUGAAGUUGAUGAAACUGUUGCUCAUGAUACUGAUUUUAAAGUCAUCUGUGAAUAUGUGUAUUUUUUUAUAGUAGAAUUUUACCAAGUAUCACUAUUUCCUUGAAAGGGAUUACCAACAACUGUCUCAAUCUGCUGUUUAUUUUUGUAGCAUUUGUGGUAAAUGUUAUUAUGGCAGUAAUGUUGUCAUUUGCUGUUGAAAUUAACUUGAAUUUUGAACUUGUUGUUUGUCAAUAUCAAAUACUUUUAUUUUUAGAGAUUUUGAAAAAUGAAUUGAUUUUCCACCCUGAAUAUUAAUAAAUUCAUUUGACAA
Messenger RNA from Cololabis saira (Pacific saury), 2028 nucleotides. RefSeq names its product proton activated chloride channel 1 (gene pacc1). The transcript is spliced from 8 exons. The coding region runs from base 184 to 1245 and encodes 353 amino acids. The record is from RefSeq and is a predicted model, not a curated record. NCBI's taxonomy places the organism in Eukaryota, Metazoa, Chordata, Actinopteri, Beloniformes, Belonidae.